Ooceraea biroi (clonal raider ant) is the source of this 1062-nucleotide messenger RNA. Its product is annotated as nucleolar protein of 40 kDa. Lineage: Eukaryota; Metazoa; Arthropoda; Insecta; Hymenoptera; Formicidae. Gene Ontology annotation, molecular function: RNA binding; zinc ion binding. Gene Ontology annotation, biological process: RNA stabilization. The record is from RefSeq and is a predicted model, not a curated record.
CGUGUUUGUGUACCUGUUAAUCUAUAUUAUUAAAAACCCUAACCUAUAACGUGAUAUUUUGUUUUCGAUUGCGCGUCGUAGAAGAGUGACGCACAUACGGUUUUCUCGUUUCAUGAGAAAAGCGAGACAGCAUGACAAAGUGCGAAUUGAAUCAGAUAUUCCUUGGCGAGAUUGCAUCCGUGCAAAAUUAUGGAGCUUUUAUCAGAAUACCGGGUACCUCGCAACAAGGUUUAAUACAUCGGACACAGGUAAGCGCGGCUCAUGUCGACAAUGUUGCAGAGAUUUUGCAAAAGGGUGAGCGCGUCUGGUGUAAGGUGAUCUCUGUGGCGGAGGACGGCAAGAUAGGGCUGUCCAUGAAACAUGUCGAUCAAGGAAAUGGUACGGACUUGGACCCCAAUGGCGUAGAGUUACAAAGAGACAUACAACGGAGAAAGAAUCCAGGUGUGACUCAGCGUAAAGCCAUACAGCUGGAGGCAGUACUAAACACCACGUGCAUAAAAUGCGGGACCAAGGGGCACCUGUCGAAGGACUGUUUCAUGUCCCCCGACGGAAAGACGUACGACCUGAUUCCAGAGAUCGAGGAGCCGAGCGUUCCGGAACCAGCCUACGAGAAUAAAGAGAAAAAGACGCAAAAGAAACACAAAUUAAAAAAAUUGAAAAAGAAAAAGUCGAAGAAGAGUAAGCAGACUACGGAGGAUGACAGCGACUCGGAGGACAAAGAGAGAAGCAAGAGAAAGAAGAAGUCCUCCAAGGAGCGCAAGAAGCACAAGAAGAAACACAGCAGCAGUUCCAGUGACUCUUCUGACAGCUCUUCGUCUAGUCAUGACGUGAAAGCUCACAAACGAAAACACUCUGAUGACUACGAGACUCGAACAAAAAAAUGCAAGCACUCUAAAACCAAACAUCCAGACUGACUUCAUAACAACGUUACAUGUGACUACACUUUUCAUCUUUAUGUGCUCUACCACGUACACAUUUGAUGUAUAUAAAAUAUGUAAAAUCAUCUUGUAAUUACAACAAACAUUUGAACCUGUGUUAAAUAAAUGUUUGCCGUUCGUAAAA